Endocarpon pusillum Z07020 is the source of this 1860-nucleotide messenger RNA. RefSeq lists its product as uncharacterized. The transcript is spliced from 3 exons. The coding region runs from base 1 to 1860 and encodes 619 amino acids. Lineage: Eukaryota; Fungi; Ascomycota; Eurotiomycetes; Verrucariales; Verrucariaceae. The record is from RefSeq and is a predicted model, not a curated record.
AUGAAGAUGAAUUACACCCUCAGUCUUUAUCUUGGCGCGCCCGGAGAGCAGGCAUCCAGCAAUGUUGCGGCAGAUAUCUACUUCCAGUAUCCGGACGGGAGUGGGAUGUUGAACGUGUGGGACGAAGCCGGCAAUUUGCCCAGUGUCGGAGCAUUGGUCUCCUGGGCGCGCUUGGAAACAAAGAUAAGCGAAUGUCAUGAAGAGCAUGAUCGAUGUCGGCAAAAAGUCCAGCGGGUUUUACCACAAGGGUUCCGAGUGAUCGACAUUACUCGACGGCGCAUUGUGGAAACAACGGACGUGGCCUUUAUUGCUUUAAGCUAUGUCUGGGGGGUGGACACCCGCUCACCCCUACUUACAGCUACACGUGCUACGAUCUCUGGAAUGAAAGAGGACGGUGGACUUCCAACAUUAGAAAUGCCUCGAACGAUUGAAGAUGCUAUGACCAUAAGUACGCGAUUAGGGGAAAGGUAUUUGUGGGUGGACCGUCUCUGUAUCAUCCAAGAUGAUCCCAAAGACAAAAUGAAUCAAAUUGAGGCGAUGAGUGAUGUCUACACUUCAGCACGAUUGGUACUGAUCGCGGCGUACGGCAACAACAUGGAUUUUGGAAUCCACGGCAUCAGCUUCACCAAUAUCAUCCGAGAACCUGAGGAUGACCCCCUCGCUCUAUGGCAUACCCGCGGAUGGACCUACCAGGAAGCUGUACUGGCAAGACGACGGCUUUUCUUCACGAAUGUACGAGCAUAUUUUGAGUGUGUACAAUCGACCUGCCACGAGGACGCAUAUAAUAGCGAGACUGAUCCCAAUGAGUUCACUUCAUAUGAACUUCUGAUGAAGGAAGACCGCUCACGUUUUGAGGCCUUUGCACGUCAUCUCCGGAACUAUACUUCCCGAAGCCUUUCAUACCAGUGGGACGUGUACAAUGCCAUCACUGGAAUCACGAAAGCAUUAUAUGAGGGGAAGAGUACGUUCAUCAACGGGCUGCCUCAAGUAGAUUUCGACCGAGCUCUGCGGUGGUUUGCUGACCUCGGUAACACUAGCCUUUGUCGCUUGGAAACCGAAGAAAUAUCAUGUCCCACCUGGUCGUGGUCCGCAAUCAUGAACCGCGCAGAUCAAGUACGGUAUCAGGAGACGGCACUAUAUGGGACGCUUGCCCUCUGGUACAAAAAGGAUACUUCUUCGUUUGCAGGGGGUCAGCUGCAAGCCGUCAAUCUACACAGUGAGACCGAGAUGGAUGAUAAUUGGUCUCUCUAUAUGGCAAUUGCAUGCGAACAAGGGCUCGUGGGAAGUAUACCGACCUGUUGGUCCCCGACAACCGACAGCUUUUCAACCAUAUGUGAGAGAUUCAAUAUGCGCUGGCCAGAUUAUCCGACAUUCUGCAAGGAAGCUAUUCCGUCAGCAAAAUGGCCUCAAUGGUGCCAGAAAACGAAUUCUCUUCUCCCGGCCCUGAGACAGGGAGUUCUCCUCACCGCAACUCAAUCUGGCCUCCUUCGACUACGGGAAAGAAGCCCGAAGACCGGUUUGAGUAUAAUCGACGCCGCAGGCGACAUCGUCGGCGAGCUCUGCGGGGACGUGAGUCAGCUUACAAAAGAGCUAACAGCUCCGCAUCACGAUCAGAACGCCUCGUAUGAAUUCAUCGCGCUCUCUUUAUCGGGCCAGCGUCUUCGACCUUAUAUUGGUCAGGAGAGAGAGACGAAGAAUUAUUUCGAUGUGGGCAGUAACCCGCUGGAUACGUUGCCUAUCGUUAACCUGUUGAUGGUUGGAUGGAGAGGGAAAUAUGCAUAUCGCAGAGAGCUCGGGUGGGUAUACAUGAAGGAUUGGAUUGAGGUGGAUCGGGAGUGGAAGGUGGUUAUGCAUGAGUGA